Messenger RNA from Pisolithus orientalis, 267 nucleotides. RefSeq lists its product as uncharacterized. Lineage: Eukaryota; Fungi; Basidiomycota; Agaricomycetes; Boletales; Pisolithaceae. The transcript has 3 exons. The record is from RefSeq and is a predicted model, not a curated record. Gene Ontology annotation, biological process: proton motive force-driven ATP synthesis. Bases 1 to 267 code for a protein of 88 amino acids.
AUGCGGCCCUCCCUCGUCCGCCGCCAGAUGGGGAACCUUAUUCCUCCCAAAAUUACUACACAGAAACUUGUGUUGGCGAGUUCUGGUGAAGGGUUAGCUCCCCUCGUAAAUUUCUACUCAAGGCUGCCAAAGGGACCAGCACCAAGUCAAGCAAAGUACUUCAAUGGGAAGAAUGCAUCAGCAGCACCUGCUGUUUGGGUCAUCCUGAGAAACAGCAAUGAAACAUUGAUGCUGUUAUGUGCCACUCACAUUUCUUUCCUUUUAUAG